Messenger RNA from Indicator indicator, 1761 nucleotides. RefSeq names its product insulin like growth factor 2 mRNA binding protein 3 (gene IGF2BP3). Gene Ontology annotation, biological process: nervous system development; regulation of gene expression. The transcript is spliced from 16 exons. Gene Ontology annotation, molecular function: mRNA 3'-UTR binding. The record is from RefSeq and is a predicted model, not a curated record. The coding region runs from base 1 to 1761 and encodes 586 amino acids. NCBI's taxonomy places the organism in Eukaryota, Metazoa, Chordata, Aves, Piciformes, Indicatoridae. Gene Ontology annotation, cellular component: cytosol; nucleus; cytoplasm.
AUGAACAAGCUCUACAUCGGCAACCUUGGCGAGAACGUCAGCCCCCUCGACCUGGAAAGUCUCUUUAAGGACUCCAAGAUACCAUUCUCGGGCCAGUUCCUGGUGAAGACGGGGUACGCCUUCGUGGAUUGCCCCGACGAGAGCUGGGCCAUGAAGGCCAUCGAGGCACUUUCAGGUAAAGUGGAGCUGCAUGGGAAACUCAUAGAAGUUGAACAUUCAGUCCCUAAAAGACAAAGGAGUCGGAAGCUUCAGAUCAGAAAUAUCCCGCCUCAUUUGCAGUGGGAGGUGUUGGACAGUUUGUUAGCUCAGUAUGGAACAGUGGAAAACUGUGAGCAAGUGAACACUGACACCGAGACUGCAGUUGUAAAUGUAACAUAUGGCAAUAAGGACCAGGCUAGACAAGCAAUAGAAAAACUGAACGGGUUUCAGCUUGAAAACUAUUCCUUGAAAGUUGCAUACAUCCCUGAUGAAAUGGCAGCCCAGCAACCUCCACAACAACAUCCCCAAGGAAGACGUGGAUUUGGGCAGAGGGGUCCUCCAAGGCAAGGGUCACCCGGUGCGACCACAAGGCAGAAACCACAGUCGGAUGUUCCUCUGCGGAUGCUGGUUCCCACGCAGUUCGUAGGAGCCAUUAUUGGGAAAGAAGGAGCAACAAUCAGAAACAUUACAAAGCAGACACAGUCCAAAAUUGAUAUCCAUCGCAAAGAGAAUGCAGGUGCUGCUGAGAAACCCAUUACCAUCCACUCAACUCCUGAAGGUUGCUCAACAGCUUGUAAAAUUAUUAUGGAGAUCAUGCAAAAAGAAGCUCAAGACACUAAAUUUACAGAAGAAAUUCCCUUGAAGAUAUUGGCACACAACAACUUCGUUGGCCGACUUAUUGGCAAAGAAGGAAGAAACCUGAAGAAAAUUGAACAGGACACAGACACUAAAAUCACAAUAUCUCCAUUGCAGGACUUGACACUCUAUAAUCCAGAAAGGACCAUUACAGUUAAAGGCAGUAUUGAAACUUGUGCCAAGGCUGAGGAAGAAAUUAUGAAGAAAAUCAGGGAGUCCUAUGAAAAUGAUAUUGCUGCUAUGAAUCUUCAAGCACAUUUAAUUCCUGGAUUAAAUCUGAAUGCCUUGGGUCUGUUCCCACCUUCUUCUUCAGGAAUACCACCUCCCGCAGUGAGUGUUGCCUCCGCUGCUGCUGCUGCUUCAUAUCCACCAUUUGGGCAGUUUCAACAGCCCGAGUCUGAGACCGUUCAUCUGUUCAUCCCAGCCUUGGCAGUUGGAGCUAUUAUUGGCAAGCAGGGACAGCACAUCAAACAACUUUCUCGUUUCGCAGGCGCGUCCAUUAAGAUUGCGCCUGCUGAAGGACCAGAUGCCAAGCUGAGAAUGGUUAUCAUCACUGGACCUCCAGAGGCUCAGUUCAAGGCUCAAGGGAGGAUCUAUGGGAAACUUAAAGAAGAAAAUUUCUUUGGACCUAAAGAAGAAGUGAAACUUGAGGCUCAUAUAAAAGUGCCAUCCUAUGCUGCUGGUAGAGUUAUUGGAAAAGGAGGCAAAACUGUAAAUGAGCUUCAAAACUUGACAAGUGCAGAAGUUGUAGUCCCUCGUGACCAGACACCUGAUGAAAAUGACCAGGUGGUUGUGAAAAUAACUGGUCACUUCUAUGCAUGCCAGCUUGCUCAGAGAAAAAUUCAGGAAAUACUGGCUCAGGUAAGAAGGCAGCAGCAACAGCAAAAAACAUUGCAAAGUGGACAGCCUCAGCCAAGACGGAAAUAA